Molecule: messenger RNA, 429 nt
Organism: Perkinsus marinus ATCC 50983
Lineage: Eukaryota; Perkinsozoa; Perkinsida; Perkinsidae
Exons: 1
Source: RefSeq, a predicted model, not a curated record
GUUUUGGUCUGUCGGAUGUCUCAAACGUUUUCGGUCUGGCAAAUGCCGUGAAUACUUUCAUCACGGAGAUGGGUUCUGUCAUGUACAACUACUACAACUCACAUAAGUCAACCAAGACCUAUAUCGUAUUUGUGGCGGCCUAUUCUGUAUCUAGGUUGGUCUUCCUGGCGUACAGCGUGUUAGUUUUCUACCAAGCUUUGACCCCACCACUGGAGUCGGUGUACCCUUGGUGGGCCCCUCUAGUUAUGAUAUCUCUCCAGGCGAUGCUAUUCGUGGUGAAUUUAAAGUUCCUCCUCACACACUGCCGCAAACUGAGGGGAAUCUUGCGGAAGCAGCGCGAGGAAACGGGAGGUAAAUGCCAACGGAAGGCCGCGACUACGACAACGGUCGCUGAGGAAUGUGUGAUUUCUGACGAUGAGAAAAUGACGG